GUUGUUUCCAAGCUACUCAUCCAUCCACCACCAUCACUUUACUCCGUCGAUUCCUUCCACUUCCUUCAACUUCCACCAGACAAAGAAAUUGGCACUCUCUUAACCAGUACACACAAAGAGCCCCUUUUAUAGGAUCAAAUUUAUUGUAAUUGGUCUAGUUUUAAUCCACCAGUUUUGAUUUUUGCUUGGUCGUAAUUUUUGGGUGACCAGCAGCAUUAGGUAGGACAAGGCCUUAUCGUGGUCUGUAUUAGAAUCUAUGUUGAAAGGAUAGCGCAAUUUUCAUUCGUGUUUUAACUCGUCGUUAAUUAUUUGUUAUUCUUACUACAACUGCGUUGUUUUGUCUUGCAAAUCUCAGUUACCCAGUGUGUGGAGCAUUAUCAUUGUGUAUCACAUCAGGGAUAUAAAAGAAAGCAAAGGAUAAUAUACAGUAUAGUUGGGUUGAUUGUUCCGAUUGCAUUUUACAAAAACUGAACGUUUGUGUAUUGAUAUUAUGCAAGCGUUCUCCCUAAACAAUGUAAUCAUGGCGUUGCUUUGAGAUAAAUUGUGGGGGUAGAGGGGAGGUAGACAGAGUUGCUCUCUGGAAGGUUCAAGGUCAGUUGGAGAUUUCGAUUUCGACUUUAAAUGAGAUUCGUUUUCUUUGUUAGUUUUAUAACUAAUGAUUUACAUUUACUGCAGUAGUAGAACAGACAGCUAAGUUAAAUAAGGAGAAAGAGAAAUACAAGAACGAAUCCUGAAAAAGUAAGGAAACCCAACAAUUGAUGCAAAUAUAGGUACACAUAAUGCUAGAAAUUAUCAGAUACAUAUAAAUAUUGUGCAAAAGGCAGUGAACAUAAAAUACUUACGUAAUCGCUGGUCGAAAUUUCAAUAAAUAAUUAAGCUAGUUGCAUGUCGUGUCUGUAAAGUGAUUUUUUAAAUUAGCACAGCGUAGAUUUACUAAGAACAAUUUGCUUAGUGAAAAUUAAAAGGAGCUCUGUACUUGUGGUGCAGGACAAAGGACACAGGAAACCGCGAUAAGAUGGAGCGAGCAGGUUAUCAGUCACUGGUUACUUUUGCUAAUGGAAAUGACAUAAAUAAUGGGGACGACAAUGUUCCUCCAAAUGACCACAAUGUUAUGGCUCAUGUUCCAGAGCAUAAUAAAACUCGCUGGAAUCAUAUUGAAGAUCUCGACUCCUUUUUCAACAGGGUGUAUUACUAUCAUCAAAAACAUGGAUUCGUAUGCAUCAUCUUGCAAGAAGUUUUUGAGUUACUGCAGUUUAUUUUCGUAGUUUGUUUUGCGACAUUUUUGUUUGAAUGUGUGGAUUAUCCAAUACUGUUCGGGCAGAAACUGCUGAAUACAACAAGCCCUACAACAAAAAUUACUUUGGACCAAGCAGUAAUUCCUAUGGGGGAAUGCGUAGCGGGAUUCAAUUUUUGGAUGUGGACUAUUUUAAUUGUUGCUGCUGUGUUUUGGUUGCUUCGAUUAGUUUUCGUCAUAUACAACACUUCAUUGAACUGGGAGAUUCGUGCCUUCUACAGAACCGCAUUAGGAAUUGCAGAUAUCGAUAUUGAUAACCUAACGUGGAAUGACGUCCAGACUAAGUUGAUUGAUGUACAACGAGAACAGCAAAUGUGCAUUAUGCACAAGGAUUUAACUGCCUUAGACAUUUAUCAUCGAAUUUUGAGGUUCAAAAAUUACAUGGUAGCAAUGGUGAACAAAAAAAUGCUGCCUCUUACAAUAUCUAUCCCAUUCAUUGGAGAUACUAUUGUCUUAACUCACGGGCUAAAAUAUAACUUGGAAAUGAUACUAUUUUGGGGACCUUGGGCUCCGUUUGAAAAUAGUUGGCAUCUGCGAGAGGAUUAUAAGAAAGUAUCGAAAAGAAAAGAAUUGGCGAAUGCGUUGAGGAAGAGAAUAUUAUGGAUUGGAAUUGCAAACUUUCUACUUCUUCCACUUAUAUUCUUGUGGCAAAUCUUGUAUUCCUUCUUUAAUUAUGCAGAGAUUGUAAAACGAGAGCCUGGCACACUAGGAACUCGAAAAUGGUCUCUGUAUGGUCGUCUGUUUUUUAGACAUUUUAAUGAGUUGGAACAUCAAAUAAAUGCACGAUUAUCACGAGCCUACCGUCCUGCAUCAAAAUAUAUGAGCAUAUUCAACGCCCCCAUUAUGACGAUCCUUGCUCAAAAUAUUGCAUUCGUUUGUGGAGCAGUAUUUGCAGUUCUAUCUCUACUUGCAAUUUGGGAUGAAGAUGUACUGACCGUAGAACAUGUACUACUCUUAAUAACCGUUUUAGGUACAAUAAUUGCAGUUUGCAGAGCAUUUAUUCCAAACGAGCAACUUAUACUAUGCCCAGAGACAUUGCUAACUGCCGUUAUAGCUCAUGUCCAUUACUUUCCGGAUGAAUGGCAAGGGCAAUGUCACGGUUGGAAGGGGAAAGCACACACAACGCCUACUCGAGAUUUACUUUCUGAUCUUUUUUCUUACAAAGCGACUUACUUAGCAUUGGAACUUCUUUCGCCUAUAAUUACCCCUUAUAUACUGUGCUUUAAACUUCGAUCGGAGGCGUUGGCGUUGGUGGACUUUUUUAGAAACUUUACGGUGGAGGUUGUUGGAGUUGGUGAUGUUUGCUCCUUUGCCCAAAUGGAUGUUAGAAAGCAUGGAAAUCCUACUUGGCAAGCUUCAACCUAUGACAUGGAUUCAUCCGACUUGCCACCAAAGAAUUCAUUUGUUCAGGCUGCAAAUGGUAAAACCGAAUUAUCAUUGGUUCACUUCACUCAUACAAACCCAGAGUGGAAGCUUCCCAAAGAUGCCGGUACAUAUAUAACCAACCUUAAAGAAAGAGCUGCCAAAGAACUAGGAAUGCCAGUUAUUCAAGAGAAUGCAUUGUUUGCAUCUUUAAAUUCAAUCUCCUCUUUAGGAGAUGAGUACUCCAAUGUAGUUACAAGUCUUCUUUUUGAGAAUCAAUUGCUUCGAUCGGUCGCCCCCGGCCAAAUAGACCCUUUGUUUGAUGGACAGCAACCAACUCCCCCAUUAAAUCCAAGGGCGUUCUCUCAGUUUCGUAGUCACAAUAACCCAAUGCAAAUGUCAUAUCGUGGUAAUGUUAACCAACUUGAAGGUCCUCCCAAUUUUGGUAGACGUGGAAUUCUUGCUGGACUAAAUCAAAGCCAGCAUUACGGCAGCAACGUGCAAGAACAGUCAAACAUUAAUAUGAUGAGUUUCGCAAAUAGUUUUGCACAAUAUCCUAAUCCAAUGCUAUCCCAACGACCUAAUGACACCAAUAUUGAGCUUCAUGCAGUAGAUAUGAGUUUGGAUGCUUUGUAUCUUCAUGAAUUACAUAAUAUGGAGGUAAGACGAAGAACCUCCCAGCCUGGCUAUUCACUAGCUACAUCGAUGCAACAAAACAAUAAUCAAAACUCAGCAUUUUACGAAAGCCAACCGCAGCUUCACUCCAGUAAUUCAAGCCCUAUUCAAGAACAACAAACAGUGUUCCAAUCUGAGAGAACGCCGCUCUUAUCAACUACAAACACUGUUAAGUCUUGAUGCCAAUUUUUAAAUGUUUUUAAAAACAUGCUCGCUCGAGAGCCUUGAUUUCAAUAUAAUUUUAAUAUCGCCAUCGCAUCUGCACAAAUGAGGCAUCAUUAGUAUGCAAUGACGCAAUAUUUGACUCCUUGUUUUUUUUAAAUAUCGGACAAUUAUCCAAGUUAACAAGUUUUGUGAUAUAUACUAUUAUUUAAUUACUAAUUAAUUAGAAAAUGAUUAUGACGUGUAUAGUUGUUGACUUGUAAAUAUAUUGUUGAUGUGGCAUUUAUUUACAUAGAUAGGGUUUUAACUGACUGAGUCAACUGACAGUCAGUUCUUUCGUUGACAUGAUGGUAAAACAAUUUGUUCACUUGCAAUGUAGUUACCUUAUGAAUUAUCAUUAACAAAUGGUGUCCAUUAUCAUUUGCAUUUUAAUAGCUAGUUUGUGAGCUAUUUUUUGCAGAUCUAUACAUGUAUGUAUGUACAUACACACCACGACGAGAGCAAGUUUAAUAAUUAAAUACCUGAUUAUUCACUGUGAAUUCGUAAUUAUCGUAAGUACAAUCUAGUCGUUAGUGUAAAGAAUAUUCUGAUGGUACCUUCCCUUGUUAACUACUAAUAUAUUACGUUAUAUAUUACUUCCCGAAUUUUAGAAAAUAGUCUCAAAAUGUACUCUCGUCAGUCUCACGCAGUACAUAAAUCAAAAUAAUACGCUGUGGUUAUUAUGUAUUGGCGAAUGAACACUAUAUAGCAAACAGGAUGAAUGACGAUCCAACAGGUAGGCUAAUAGUGCUGUAUCAUCAUCAUUUAUGUGCAAUUAACAAUAAACUCGUCUCGUCUAAAAGUUCAAA
Molecule: messenger RNA, 4341 nt
Organism: Folsomia candida
Lineage: Eukaryota; Metazoa; Arthropoda; Collembola; Entomobryomorpha; Isotomidae
Gene: Atg9
Product: autophagy-related protein 9A
Exons: 19
Coding region: 1016-3511 (831 amino acids)
Biological process (GO): autophagy of mitochondrion; protein localization to phagophore assembly site
Cellular component (GO): autophagosome; phagophore assembly site
Source: RefSeq, a predicted model, not a curated record